Messenger RNA from Colletotrichum truncatum, 1368 nucleotides. The record is from RefSeq and is a predicted model, not a curated record. Lineage: Eukaryota; Fungi; Ascomycota; Sordariomycetes; Glomerellales; Glomerellaceae.
AUGAAAUUCUCUGCUUUCUCGCUCCUUGCGCUGGGCGCUCUUUUCCCUGAAUGGGCCAAUGCAUCGCUUUCCGGCAGUGUCGGACCGACGACUACUCGCGCUGCCAAAGCCGCCAAGAAGACGUGCAAGAUCACGGACUAUGGUGCCAAGACCGGCGCCACAGGAGACAUCAGCGCUGCGCUUACUUCCGCAUGGAACGCCUGCAAGACGGGCGGAGAGAUUCUGAUCCCAUCUGGGGAAUGGGGUCUUGGCAAGUGGGUGACUCUCUCGGGAGGUACCGGCGUCUCCAUCAACCUCGAGGGCACCAUCUACCGCACCGGCACUGCUGGCGGCCACAUGAUUAUCGUACAGAAGUCGACGGAUGUUGAGUUUUACAGCGGAAACUCCAAAGGUGCUAUGCAAGGCUAUGGCUACCAGUUUCACAAACAGGGCAAGGGCGUCUACGGACCUCGCCUCUUGAGAUUCGUCUCGGUUACUGACUUCAGCGUUCACGAUAUUGCUCUUGUCGAUUCUCCUGCUUUCCACUUCGUCAUGGAUGGCGUCAAGAACGGCGAGGUCUACAACAUAAUUGUUCGCGGUGGAAACCAAGGUGGCCUCGACGGACUCGAUCUCAUGGCUUCCACCAACGUUCAUGUCCAUGAUGUUGCUGUUACCAACAAAGAUGAGUGUGUUACUGUUAAGCUAUCGAACAAACGAACUAACCGUGCACAGAACAAGUCCAGCCACAUUCUCGUUGAGGAUAUUUUUUGCAACUGGUCCGGAGGAUGUGCUAUUGGCUCUCUCGGCGCUGAUACUGCCAUUUCCGACAUCACUUACCGCAAUGUUUAUACGGUCAACUCGAACCAAAUGAUGAUGAUCAAGAACAAUGGCGGUGACGGCGUCUUUCAAAACUCCGUCUUUGAGAACUUCAUCGGCCACGGCAAUGCUUACUCUCUCAAGAUCGACGCCGCAUGGGCCGGCCAGAGCAAGGUGGCAGGUAACGGCGUUGAGUACAAGAACCUGACCUUUUCUAACUGGAAGGGUACUGCCGCCAACGGCGCUUCCCGUGGCCCUGUUGUUAUCCUCUGCUCUGCGACCGCUCCCUGCGAGAACAUUGACGUCUCUGGCAUCAACAUCUGGACCGAGACUGGCUCCUCCAUCGUUGACAAGUGCAACAACGCCUUCGGCAAGGGUCACUGCUUGCGCACCGGCUCCGGUACCUACACCAGCGUCGCUACGACCAAGACCGUUGCCAACUAUGCCGCCGCCACAAUGCCCGGCCAGAUCACUGCUGGUCUUGGUCUUACUACUUCCAUCCCUGUCCCUGCUGUGCCCACGACCUACUUCCCCGGUCAGAAGCCUAAGAGCGCUUUGCUCGGCUCUGCUUAA